Delphinapterus leucas (beluga whale) is the source of this 6312-nucleotide messenger RNA. The record is from RefSeq and is a predicted model, not a curated record. Lineage: Eukaryota; Metazoa; Chordata; Mammalia; Artiodactyla; Monodontidae.
CUCUCGGGGAGAACGGCCGUUCGAGUGCCUCUGCUUCCCCGAGUGAGCCACCGAGGAGCUCCCGCCGCUGCUGCAGGGUGAGGGCGAGCCGAGCCCCCUCUGCUUGCUGCCCGAGAAUACAGACAUUGAAGCUUGGGACAAGAUAUUUAUCUCAUUUCUGUGGCUAAAUUAAAGACCUGCCAUGACGUCGAAGAAAGAGACUGAAUUUGUCAUUUUCACCUAAAGAAAAAUGAUAGACAAAAAUCAAACCUGUGGGACAGGACAGGAUUCCAUGCCCUCCAUGACUUGUCUGAUCCACGUACUUGAAGAAUGGUUUGGUGUGGAGCAACUGGAGGACUACUGGAAUUUUGCAAACUAUCUCUUGUGGGUUUUUACACCACUCAUACUUUUAAUACUUCCUUACUUUACUAUCUUUCUUCUCUACCUUACUAUUAUUUUCUUACACAUUUAUAAGAGGAAGAAUGUAUUAAAAGAAGCUUACUCUCAUAAUUUAUGGGACGGUGCCAGGAAGACGGUGGCAACGCUGUGGGAUGGACACGCGGCCGUCUGGCACGGUUAUGAAGUUCAUGGGAUGGAAAAAAUACCAGAAGAAGGGCCAGCACUGAUCAUUUUUUAUCAUGGAGCUAUUCCCAUCGAUUUUUACUACUUCAUGGCUAAAAUUUUUAUCCAUAAAGGCAGAACUUGCCGGGUAGUAGCUGAUCACUUUGUUUUUAAAAUUCCAGGAAGUCACCAGAAACAAGCCAAGAAAGUUUAUGGGUUUAGUUUAUUACUUGAUGUAUUUUGUGCUAUACAUGGACCAAGAGAAAAAUGUGUUGAAAUUCUGCGGAGUGGUCACUUGUUAGCUAUCUCACCAGGUGGUGUUCGGGAAGCCCUGAUUAGCGAUGAGACCUACAACAUCGUGUGGGGUAAUCGUAAAGGCUUCGCUCAGGUUGCAAUUGAUGCAAAAGUGCCCAUUAUUCCUAUGUUUACACAAAAUAUUCGAGAAGGAUUUAGAUCCCUCGGAGGAACAAGGUUAUUUAGGUGGCUGUAUGAGAAGUUCCGCUAUCCGUUUGCCCCAAUGUAUGGAGGUUUUCCAGUGAAGUUACGCACCUAUUUAGGUGACCCCAUUCCAUACGAUCCAAAGAUCACGGCAGAAGAACUAGCUGAAAAGGGGAGCAGGGGAGAGAACGGAGCCCACUCACAGAGUUACCCCUGGGGGUCACAUGCGAUUGAGGACAUCCGUCAUUGAGAGCAGUGUCUGCCAUCUAGUAGGUGUUCCAUGACUGCUGGCUACUGCUGUUACUCUAGGAACUUGUGGCCCAGUGUGGCAGGUAAAUAACUAAAUCGAUGCUUUUAAGGCGAUGCGUUCGCACGAUGGUGUGCUUGCGGCGCGAUUUCUCAACCUGGGCACUAUUGGUAUUUUGUUGUGCGGUUGUUCUGUGCACCAUAGGGUGUUUACUCACCAGAUGCUGGCAGCAUCUCAUCGCUAUCCCUCACUCACUGUGACAAUAAAAAAACAUCUCUAGACGUUGCCAUUAUCCCCUGGGAGACAAGAUCUCCCCUGGUUGAGACCUGCUGUUUUAGGGUAUUAUGGAAACACAAAGGAAAGACAUCUAAAUUAAACCAGGGAUGCCUCCUUGAAGGAAGUGAUGCUUGAAUUCAGUUUUGAAAGGCGAAAAGGGAUUCGCUGGGUGAAGAGUAGAGAGGUAGAGGAAACAGCGUAUGAAAGGAUGGCAGCACGAACUGGCGUAAAGUCUUCAGGGAGUUGAGGGUGGUCUGGGGUAGCUAAAGGGAUAGAGAGUAUAGACAAUGAGGCUGGAAACAUAGGAGUGUCUGGACCACGAAGGCACAUCCUUGAUUUUGUUUCUUGAAAGCCAGGGGUAGCUGCUGAAAGCAGAUGACUGAUGUAGUAGGUUUGCUUUUAGAAGGAUCACUAGAAGCAGUAGGGAGGCCAAGUUUGAGUGAAACCAGGAGAAGCUCAAAAGGGAAGGAGACUGCUUUGUGAGGCAAAAAAUAGGAAACGCUUCCUAGAAUUGAGGGCAUUUGUGGUAGGUCUUGAAAGACGGACGGAACUUGGACAUGCGGACUUGGGGCAGGAGGGAAGAGUUCCAACAGAGGAACAGUGGUAGGAAAGUUGACUGCACACACCAACAGUGUAGAGCAGCCCGAUAGGACUAGGAGAGUGAGGUUGGGAAGGGUGCCUAAUAAAUUCGCCUUCAGGAAUUUCGCAAAGCAUGUGAACAUCGUGAAGGUUCUAAGAAGCCCCGCAAUAAAGAGGUCUAUUUAACUUUGUUUCAGAGAGCUUUGCCCAGUCUCAUCUGACCAAAGCCAGCUCCUGGUUUUUCCUGGAAUAGCAGCUAAUAACAGCUCUGGAAUAAACUGGGGGACUCACUAGCUGAGUGGGUAGCGAGCAUUUGGUUGAGAUGAAACUGGAAAAGUAAGUGGGAACUCUAUUUUUCGGCCCGUGAAUAGCAGAUUUUGUUUAGGAGAGGCCAUUGGAAGUAGCCGUUCACCCGCAGUGACACUGGCCGAGGCAGGCACACAGCCACACUGGGCGUUAACGGGGCAGGACUGGAUCCUUUCCACAGGGAUGGCCCAGAAGAGGCCGAGCAGACGAGCAACCGUAAUGCCCAGGGCUCAGCAAGGUCUGGCACUUAGGAAAGGAUGCCCAGCUGAGGCAGCUAGAAUGUCACAUCAGAUGAGCUUGACAAAGGUAACAUUAAUGAUACAUUAUGUUCCUUGUCUGUGAGCUUCAUUCUGAGAAAAUGUACCUCCUGCUAGGUAUUCUACUAACUGGUUAAGUGAGUUCACUCAGAGCGUGUAGCAAUCCUUUUCCUGAAAGGAAACCCCUCCAACACUGGUUUCCCGGUCCGGGCAGGCUCUGUGCACAGCACUUCUCCCAUCCCCAGGUGAUGCCUCACGGUGGUGACUUUAGAUGACACCAGGGCUCAGCCCUCAGCCUGUCAUGUUGCUUCUGCCCACACACUUUAUUGUUCCUGUACCACAUCUCCGCAGCUCCCUGACAAAUGCAUUCUCCUUUAGCAGAGCUGAACUCUGUUUUGUUCUUUAAAAAGGUUUUUCCCACCUAACUAUUAGGAUUUAAUUGGGUCAGAGCAAGUUAGGAACACUUUUUUACAAAUACCGUCCAUUUUUAUGGUUAAGAUACAAGGUAGUGGAGAGAGAGGGAAGAGAAACUGGCCUGGAAGUUUAGGGAUCUGAGUCCUAACCCUAACUCUCCCACCAGGCAGCAGAGUCAGGUUGGGUAAAUGGUAUGUUCCUCCCUGAGUCUCAGAGUCCUCAACUGUAGAAUGGGGAGAUUAAAACAGAUAUCUCAGAGGUUUCGUCCAGGUCUAAAAUUAAGUGAAUCCUGUUCCCUUAUUUUUCUCAGUUAAGGAGAAUAUAUAUAUAUUCCCGGGACUUGAUUUUUCAUGAGUGAGAAAUAUAUUCAUGGCACUGGUAGAGUUAGAUAUUUUAGAUGUUAAAAUAUAUAUUUAUAUAUUUACCAAUUCAAACUGGUAAAAAGAAGAGGCCUUCCUGAAUCAUUGAAAUACCUCAGUUACUGUCUCCAGUUACUUUAUGUACUUUAUUAUCAGUAUUUAAAGUAACAGAAGUUGUCUACGAAAGCAUAGUUUAGUAAAAUUUCUUGAGGGAAUUUCCUUAAAUAUAUAGUUGCCAUAUCCAUAUUUCUGACGGUAAGUUGUCAUUGCUGAACUAAAGUAAACUUGAAAUAAAGAAUACUUGAAAUUUUCCUUUUGUGGAUACAUUGCCUGAAUUUCCAAUCUCCAUUGUUUACAAUAUAAGCAUAAACUGUAGCAUAAUGAUCCCUGGAUUAUCGCAAAUUCAAAAUUACUAACAUCUAGAUUAAUGUAGAAAUGAAACCUCAUUUAAGAAAUGGGAGCUAGACUGUUCAGACAUUCGACUGUGGAGAAGAUUCAUUUUGUAGACGCUAAAUCUAAAUUAAGAUACACUGUGCUCAUGCUGCAGCGGGCACUUGGGAUACGGCCUUAAAGCUCUCUCAGUCUCAAAGAGAUCUGUUCUGUUUCCAUCUGUCUCUUUGCCUCUCUCUCUGCAUUCUGCAUACACACAUCCACACAUACGUUAAGUACAGAUUUAUUUAUAUGUACAGGUAUAUAUAAUAUACAUGUCCUAUUAAGGUGGAAGGAAGGUGGGGAGAAGUGGGUAGAUUUGAGUGGUACCGGGAGGUGAGCUAACGGAUGCCACCUAUGGAUUCUUAUUCUCGAUGAAUGAGAAGCAGGAAUUGUUAAGGAUGAUUCCCAGGUUUGGGUUACUGGGCUGGAUUCAUGGCCAUUUGCUGAAGCAUGUUGAGUUUGAGGUGCCUUUAAAACAUUCAAGGGAAGUCAUAUUGAACAUUCCUAUCCGAGGCUGGGCGGCUGGAGAUAUAAAUCUGGGAGUCGGCAGCAAAUGGAUGGUAAUUUACGCUGUGGAAAGCUUACUGAGCCUUGGAGGAAUAGUCAGUGCUUGAUUUGGGGAGUGUAAAUCUGCAAAAGGCGGUUGAAAGGGAGCGUCCUGAAAACCUAGCUUUUCCUCCAGGGGUGUGAGUUCCAGAAGCAGGAUCAAUGGUCACGUCAGAUGAAAAGAAUGUCCGUAGGAUUUAGUGACACAAGGGGGUCAUUAGUGAUCUUUGCGAGAGCUGUAUUUUCUUAAUGCACAGACCUCAUAUUUCUCCACCCAGGAGUUCUUCCUUGAUACAUCAAGUCAUACCAAACAAAGUCUCUACUUUUUCACUUGGUAUUUAACUCCCUUCGUGAUUUAAUUGAAACCUACCUGUAAAGCCUUAUAGUGCCCAGCAAAUGAACACAUACCUGAAAUGCCAGCUCUCCGUGUCGCUUAACUGUUUUCUUGUGGUCUUUUCGCUCUUGCUGCUUUCUUCACUGCUAUUGAAAUCUCACAGGCCGGGGGAGACCCAGACCAAACAGUACCCCGUCCACGGAAACUUCCCUGGCCACCGGCCACCGAUGAACUUCAGAUGUGUUCUUUUCACAUCUCAGAUGAUACAGCUCACAAAUGAGCCUACAUUCUAACUACUUUGUCCUUGAUUAUGCUUCUUAUGAGCUCCUUGAGAUUAGAGACUUGUUUCACUAACGUUAUAGCUUCCGAAGCAUCUAGUAUUUUCUGAGUGAGUGAAUAGAAUUCGAAAAAUAUAUGGCACAGAGCACAACCUGUGUGUCAGUCGCUGUGCUCAGUGCCUGAAGACAUGGCUUCAGUUUCACGUAAUCCUUAUCGUAAGUGUAUGAAAUUGUUCUCACCUCACAGAUGUGAAAACUUGUGCAUUAGAGAGGCAUAUUUUUAAAAUACAUCUUUGGGCCAGGGUUUCUUAAUUAUAUUUAAAAAUAAAUGAAGGUCCAAGAUUUGUAAAAAGAAGGCUUACUAAAGGUUAGCAUCUGAAAAGAAGUGUGUACGGGUGUGCCUACCUGUACUAUGUGCACGCAGAAAAAGCUUUUUUAGAGAGCCACAAACUGAUUUAAAGUAAAAAUUGUUAUUGUAAAUCAACUAUACUUCAAUAAAAUAAAUUAAAAACAAUAAAUUAAAAAUUGUUGAAAUUUGUCAUGAAUUUAAUGGGAACGAAUAGUUUUAGAAGAUUUCUUGAUAUAUCCUAAUUGACUUUUCCAUUGCUAUGACUUAAUUUAAAUUCCUAUUAAAUUAUCUAGAAAUUGGGGUAAAGAACUAAAGCAUAUCUGCUCGUUCGUAGUUUUCCUCACUUUUUCCUGUCGCGUUGCCUGAUGCGAUUGGUGUGUAUGGUCAUGAAAGACAAAUACAUAAAAAUUUAUUAAUGGGUGAAAAGGAGUGAAAAAUUCCAUUUGCCUACCAGAAAAUUUCCUACUACAUUUUUCUUCUGAUUUUUUUCCCUUCAGUUCUUUUUAGUGUUUAUUAUGUGCAAGGCAUUGCUGUGCUCAGUGCUGGAGAAAUGCUAAGAUGUAUUUUAAGGAGCUUACAACCUGGUGUAGAAAGUUGCCAUGCAGACAGUAUCUGUAAUUCAAGUGUAAUAAAGUAAGUAUAAGAAAUAUGCUAUGCACAGGGAAGAACCACUGCAUCAAUGAAAGUUCAAGAACCUUCUGUACUAAACACAGUUUGCAACGUUCUGCUACUUUUUUGUAUGUUUAGAAUGCUGAAAGGGUUUUGAAGUUAAAUAAACAGUAUUACAUUAAAAAAAAAAGAAAUAUGCUAUGGGCAUGCUGAGAAGGAGAUCAUUUAUUCUGAGUAGCGAUGGGUGCUAAGUUAGGGAAGACUUCUCAUAAGUAAUAGUAUAUUAAAAUCCUUACUAACUACAUAUCUACAUUGAGAACUAAAAGAAUAACGGCCUUUCUUUUGUUU